UUUUUUAAAUGAUAUUUAAAGAUUUCAGGAAAGAAAAAUACUCUGAUUGAGUAGUUGACUUAAAUUCUUGUCUAAAUCAAUUUCUAUAAAAUGGCUGCUUGGCAUGGCGUAAUAAGCUACAUUUAAGAUUUAUUCACUAUUCUCAAAAUACACCCAAAAUUGUGAAAUGUAUGCUGAGCACACAGGAAUGAAGUAUUUAUGGGUGCUGUUGUUGUUCUGUUCAAUUUCACAUUCAUUUGCGAGUGAGGCAACGUGCAAAUCAUGGCUUGUUCAGUCCAUUCCGACGGACAUGCCAGAGCUGGAGAGAGUACCUGGAGUGCUAUCUUCAGGGGACGUGUUACAAUGGAUUGCUGGCAACAGCAGCAGCAAAUUGGAUAUAAUAGCGCAGUACUGGGAGCUGCUGGCCCAGCCUAACAAUCCAAAAUCUGGAGAUUAUGGCUACUCUGCAGCUGACUUGGAAAGAUUAGGGGCACCCAUUGGCCGGGCUGUCUUCAAUUCCCUCCAGAGCGCAGCCGAUAGGAACGUUUCCAUUAGGAUAGUGCAGCACUCAGGAGUUGCUCCAGAAUAUGAUGAAGAGUCCGCACAACUUGCUGCAGGAAGGCCUAAUGUGAAAAACAGAACUUUACUUAUGAGUGAAUGGUGGGGAUCUGGCAUUGUCCAUGCCAAAGUAUGGAUAUCUGAUGACAAGGACAUCUAUAUUGGUUCAGCCAAUAAUGAUUGGAAAUCCCUUACACAGGUAAAGGAGUUGGGAAUCUAUAUUGUCAAUUGUUCCACCAUAGCAGAGAAGUUGGGGGUUUAUUUUAACAAUUUAUGGACUCUCACGUCUCUUAAUUCAUCUCUUUACACCAAAACUCUGUGGGAUAAAGAGUGGCAAGUUCGUAGAAAGGUGCCCCGUUGGUCGCAUUUCAUCCACCAGAGGCAACGUUGCAAGUCACCUCUUCCUAGCCGUGUUGAAACUCCAAGAGUGUUAGGCUAUCCUCCCUUGGAAAAUCCCUACAUGCUUCGUGUGCAUUUGGAUACUCCUGGUAGAAAGAAGAACAAAACUGGAUAUCAUUCUAGUUAUCUUUCAUUUGCUCCUCCUGAGCUUUCAUUCUACAGAUACCAAACAGAUGAACAAGGUUGGAUUGAUACAAUAAAAUCUGCUCGAUUUAAAGGAACAGUGAAAAUAAGUACAAUGGACUGGCUUGGCCAAUCUCUGUACAUGAAAGAAACAGUGUACUGGCCAACUCUUUCAUCUGCAAUAUCUCAGGUGGUCUUUUCAAAGCACGCAACCGUCAAAAUUCUAGUGGCAUAUUGGUCCCACACUCCGAAUAAUACAGAGCAGUAUCUCCAAUCUCUCCUCUACACAAAUGUACUGUGCUCAACAUCAUCAUACAACAAAUGCUCCGGGAAAGUGGAGAUCAAGUAUUAUCAAGUGCCUGGUUUCAAUGCAACUGGUGCAGCAACUGUGAAGGGAAAUAUCUACCCUGGGUAUACCAGGGUCAACCAUGGAAAAUAUGCAGUGAGUGAUGUUCGAGCACACAUUGGAACCAGCAAUCUUGUAUGGGAUUACUUCUACACUACUGCAGGAGUUAGCUUUGGUUCUUAUGAUCCAUCCAUUGUUGCACAGCUUACAGACAUCUUUGAUGCGGACUGGAAUUCACCUUAUGCUAUUCCAUUCAAUCCCAUCAUAAAUACAAUGUGAAAUAUUCUUAUUUCUCAAAUACCGUGACAAGUGUGAAUUGAUUUUUCUGGGACAGAACUUACAGAUUCUACAAUCAUCAAACAACUCUGAAGGUAUGAAAGGACGGAGUUGGAAGAUUUGUUUUCGUUUAUGUGGCUAAUAAACAAUAAUAAACAUAUUCAUUCACUUACGUGAUUAAGUGGGAAAAUUGAAUAUUGUUAUUUUUUAUUUAAUAUGAGCGUUUUGGUGGCAUGAAUAUAGAAGUUUA
Cryptomeria japonica (Japanese cedar) is the source of this 1931-nucleotide messenger RNA. RefSeq lists its product as uncharacterized. Bases 167 to 1684 code for a protein of 505 amino acids. The transcript has 7 exons. Gene Ontology annotation, molecular function: catalytic activity. Lineage: Eukaryota; Viridiplantae; Streptophyta; Pinopsida; Cupressales; Cupressaceae. The record is from RefSeq and is a predicted model, not a curated record.